AUACACAUACACAAGCACAUUGUCCGCCGUGCUAUGCCGUCGUCGUGGUCGCCACCGUUCGCUCAACAUAUCCGCCGCCGUCAAACUUUUCACUUCGCGCGCCUCUCUUUUGCCGCCAGAUUAAAAUAAUAGUAAUAAUAAUACUAUAAUAUUUUACUUUAUAGACACACUCGACAACAUAAUAUUAUUAUACCGGCGACCAUAGCCGGUCCGUCCGAGCACCGCGCCGCACGUUUUUCGCCUACAAACACACACACACGCUGCACGCAUGUCAAGCCGCCGUUAAAAAUUGUACAUACAGUUGGAAUACGCUCUUCGCGCCUUCAAAAAUGAUGAUGGACCCGACGUCGUCCUAUUGGGACCAACACCACCACCACCUUGCCUACCAUCAGAGCCGUCACGUCGACAACCAGGGCCACCAUCUCCAACAACAGCAGAUACAGCAGCAUCGAAGACCCGAUGGAACGACCCCGACCGCAACAACCGUCCAAGAGACCGAUAACAUUUCGGACGAUUCGUAUCUGACGUCGACGCACAGUGUCAUGACAGGAGAGUCUGUGUCACCGCCGUUGGCCGCAGGAGGUGGAGGCACCGGUGGUCUUUCGCCGGAUGCUAUGGGUGCUGCGGGUUGCGGCACGUGCUGCACCGCCGGCGCCGACCGGGGAGGAGCAGGGUCCGAGUCCGCUAUGGCCAUGUGCUCUUGUCAGCUGACCGCGGCCGCAUCGCUACCUUCGCACUACGCCAGCCGAAGCACGCCCGCGGCCACCGCCGUUUACACCCCGUACCCGUCCACCGACCAGAACCCUUACCCUAGCAUCGACACGUCGUCCUUUUACCCACACCUGAGCAAUCCGUACGGGCUUAAAGACUCGACGGGAUCGUCGGACAUGUGGUCGAGCGCCGCCAGCCUUCAACCGUCUACGGGAUACUAUCACUACGACUCCACGUUGGCCGCAUACGGGUACAGUGCGGGAUACGACUUGGCGGCCAGGCGGAAGAACGCCACGCGCGAGUCGACGGCCACGCUCAAGUCGUGGCUGAACGAGCACAAAAAGAACCCUUAUCCGACCAAGGGCGAGAAGAUCAUGUUGGCGAUAAUCACCAAGAUGACGUUGACCCAAGUGAGCACGUGGUUCGCCAACGCCCGGAGACGGUUGAAAAAAGAGAACAAAAUGACUUGGGAGCCCAAGAACAAAACGGACGACGACGACGACGACGCCGGUUCGUCCGACUCCGAGGACAAGGACAAAGACGACAUUCUAAUGGGCGAAGAGAAACUCAAGGACCACCGAAAAGAUAACCACGUGGAUCACAUGAUGGGCACGGCGGGUGUGAUGUCGGACGGCGACGACGACCGAAAACCGAUGCUCCAACACCUGUACCACCCGGACCAGAUGCACCACAUGAAAGUGCACCACGGCAUGCAGAGCGACCACCACCAGGACUGCGGUAUACCGUUGCCGCCGACCAAGCCCAAGAUAUGGUCGCUGGCGGAUACCGCUGCGUCCAAAACGCCACCGCCCGGCCACCAGUGGCCUAACGUCAGCCCCAGCCUAGCAUCGCCGGGAUUCACCAUGCCCAACUCGUCGCUGUCCCCUUCCGGAUCGUCCUAUUCCAGAUACGGCACGAACGGGUUUUACGGCUACAAUGGCGGCAACAGCAACUCGUCGUCGUCGUCGGCACAGCAAAUGGCCGGAUAUCCUGACGUGCAGACCGACACGCCACCGCAAACCCCGCCCAACAUGAAGUUACCGUCGGCCGCCUCUUCCGGUCAGCAGCAAUUCGGCCAUCAGGGUUACAACGGGUACCAUCACCACCAGCAGCAGCAACAGCAACUCGGCUAUCACCGGCAGCAGCAGCAACAACAGCAGCAGCAGCAAGUUCAACAACAGCACGAUGUCAGAUCGGCCCAUCAACAAGACGUGCAAUACCAUCAACAGCACGCCAACAUUGUGCAACACGGCCAGCACAACAACAACAACAAUAAUAAUACGAACAACAACAACAACCAUCAGAUGGCCGACGCCAGUACGGCGUUUAAACCGUUUUACAAAACGCCUUCACACCCUCAACAGCAACAACAGCUCCAACAGCAACAACAACAGCAGCAGCAACAACAAAUGAACGGUUACGUUUCGCCGGUAUAAAAUGAACGGUAACCCUUCGAGGUCUAUAACUCAUAUGGCGAAACACGAAUACCUAAUAAAAUAUAAUAUAGGAUCUUGGGUAUUCGCGCGUUGCUCAGUCGACUCGGCAGCGCGGGCAUCGCUAUCGAAGACGAUUGUUCGAAUAAAAUACGAGCACUUGUCGGAAAGCCUUCGCCGUCUUCGCCCGUUUCAAAAAAAUUCACAUAGUUUUAUUUAUUUAUUAUUAGUUUAAAAACUAGUUGAACGUUCUAACUAAUAACUCUUACACUAUUUAACAUUGUAUAUUGUUGACGAUCAAUUAAUUGUUUUUGUGUUUUCUCAUAUAUUUAUAUGUAUGUAUAAACGUUUAUAUGUAUUAUUAUUAUAUUAAAAUUUAUCCCUCAAGUACUUAUUAUUAUUAUGUGUAAUGUAAAUACAAGUCGACGUGCCUAAGUAUGUAUUUUAGAUACGCUUAUUUAUGUUUGAUAUAUACAUAAUAUUUAGUACAUUUAUUAUUAUAUAAGAUGUUGUUUAUUGUAUAGAUAAUUAUAACUAAUUUAUUUGUUCGUGGUGUAAAAUGUAAAUAGUAUUAAAAUUGUUUUAUUAAAAAAAAACCUAUUUGGAGUGCAAUUUUGGG
Messenger RNA from Adelges cooleyi (spruce gall adelgid), 2763 nucleotides. RefSeq names its product homeobox protein caupolican. Gene Ontology annotation, biological process: regulation of transcription by RNA polymerase II; cell development; neuron differentiation. The transcript is spliced from 8 exons. NCBI's taxonomy places the organism in Eukaryota, Metazoa, Arthropoda, Insecta, Hemiptera, Adelgidae. Gene Ontology annotation, molecular function: RNA polymerase II cis-regulatory region sequence-specific DNA binding; DNA-binding transcription factor activity, RNA polymerase II-specific. Bases 330 to 2147 code for a protein of 605 amino acids. Gene Ontology annotation, cellular component: nucleus. The record is from RefSeq and is a predicted model, not a curated record.